Prosopis cineraria is the source of this 1333-nucleotide messenger RNA. Its product is annotated as isoliquiritigenin 2'-O-methyltransferase-like. Lineage: Eukaryota; Viridiplantae; Streptophyta; Magnoliopsida; Fabales; Fabaceae. Gene Ontology annotation, biological process: methylation. The record is from RefSeq and is a predicted model, not a curated record. Gene Ontology annotation, molecular function: S-adenosylmethionine-dependent methyltransferase activity; protein dimerization activity; O-methyltransferase activity. The transcript is spliced from 4 exons. Bases 77 to 1207 code for a protein of 376 amino acids.
UUGUAAAGCCAAGUGAACAACACCAUCCAAAGGCAAAAAGAGAGCUUCUCGUUCUUUAUCUUCGUUCGCAAGCAAGAUGGGUUCCCAUUCCGGUUUCUGUGAGAAUAAUAACAAUCACGCCCUUGUGAAAGCUAAUCCCUGUCCCCAGACACAGGACGAGGCUUGCCUCUCCGCUAUGUUCCUGACGACCAAUCAGGUGUAUCCAGCUGUCCUGAACGCAGCCAUUGAGCUUAACCUCUUUGACAUCCUGGCCAAUAAGGCCUCGCCACCUGGCUCCUCCAUGUCCGCCGCCGAAAUCGCCUCCCAUCUUCCCUCCCGUCACCCCGAUAUGCCCGACAGGCUGGAACGCAUGCUUCGCCUUCUAGCCAGUUACACUCUCCUCACGUGCUCCUCACGUGACAUCUCCGAUGGCUCCUCCAUCACCGUCUACGGCCUCUCCCCCGUCGGCAAAUACUGCGUCACCAAUGAAACUGGUGGCUACUUGGCUUCCUUCACCACCUUCCUCUGCUACAAAGCCCUCCUGGAAAUUUGGAUGAACUUCAAGGAAGCAGUGAUGGAUCCAGACGUGGACCUGUUCAAGAAGGUUCAUGGGAAGACGAGCUACGAGUACUUUGGGACGGAUCCCACGUUGAACCACAUCUUCAACAAAGCUAUGGCGGACGUGUGUGCAAUGGAGAUGACUAGGGUUCUUGAGUUGUACAAAGGGUUCGAGGGAAUAUCAACGUUGGUCGAUGUCGGAGGUGGCAACGGCCAAAACCUCAGACUCAUCAUCUCCAGAUACCCUUCCAUCCAUGGAAUCAACUUCGAUCUUCCCCAGGUCAUCCAACAUGCACCCCCCAUUCCUGGAAUAGAACAUAUUGGGGGAGACAUGUUCGUAAAUGUUCCCAAGGGUGAUGCCGUUAUCUUGAAGGCCGUGUGCCACAACUGGUCGGACGAAAAAUGCAUAGAGUUUCUGAGGAAGUGUCACGAAGCAUUGCCUGAAAAUGGGAAGGUGAUAGUGGUGGAGUUCAUAUUACCAGAAUCGCCAGAGCCAACGGAAGCAUCAAAGUUAGUUUCAACUCUGGACAAUCUCAUGUUCAUUACUGUCGGUGGAAGGGAAAGAACAGAGAAACAGUACGAGACUUUGGGAAAGCGUUCUGGUUUUUCUAGGUUUCAGGUUGCUUGUCGUGCCUUCUCUGCUCUGGGAGUCAUGGAGUUCUAUAAAUAAUGGAACCAAUCCAACACCACAGUAUAUUGUUCCCAGAACAAAAAAGUUAUGUUUGUCUACAUUCUACAACUACAAGAACGUAUAUCAAUGGAUAAGAGGCCAAAAAAAUAGUAUAAUUAAGGUUAA